This is a messenger RNA of Spodoptera frugiperda (fall armyworm), 5378 nucleotides long. RefSeq names its product zinc finger protein ubi-d4 (gene d4). The record is from RefSeq and is a predicted model, not a curated record. The transcript is spliced from 10 exons. Gene Ontology annotation, biological process: nervous system development. Gene Ontology annotation, cellular component: nucleus; nBAF complex. NCBI's taxonomy places the organism in Eukaryota, Metazoa, Arthropoda, Insecta, Lepidoptera, Noctuidae. The coding region runs from base 73 to 1656 and encodes 527 amino acids.
AAAUUAAUUGGUAACCAAACCGGAACCAGUAAAACGUCAGUGGACGUCACCAAAGUAGCGUCUGCUAAUAAAAUGGCGGCGGCCGAGAUUCAGAUAGUGAAUCCUUCAAAUUUAACAAAAAUUGAAAGUUUUCUCAAUGAUCCGAGUUACAAAGAGAUUAUUGAGAACUCUUCAACCUUCAAUUCGCGGCUAUGUGCGGAAAGGAGGAUGCGUAUGCCGUUUAUCGACACACAGACUGGUGUCGCACAGAGUCACUGCAAUUUGUUCAUGACGAGAAGACAACGCAUGCCUGGCCAGAAAGAAGGACAAGUGUACACAUACCCCGCACAGAGAUGGCGCAAAGCCCGCCGCCAAUACCUAACAAUGUCAUCUACGCGGUGGGGAUGGACGGGAGCCGCAGACAACCUGGACAAUACUGGUGAAGGAGAGAACAGCUCCGGAGUACCAGGCGAUGCACUCGCUGGUGAGGACAGUAGAGACGGAUCACAGACUGCUGCUAAGGAUGAUCCUAAGGAAUGGUUCUACGAUGAACUAGCAAUGGAAGAAAUGGAAACCGGUGAGGAACCUGAAGCGGAAUCGGACGAGGAUUACUAUGAUGAUACGUACGCGAACCGGCGCAAGAGACGUGGUGGGGCUACACCUACGGGGCCCGGCUCUAGAGGGGGACGCACGAGGAAGUCACAACCUGACGAUACACCCGCCAAACGUGGCAGAGCUGGUCGCGGGCGAGGCAAGCGCGCACAAGGUACUCUUCCAUACGAGGUGCCCGGCGACAGUGAGAAGCCCUUCGGCUGCGAACUUUGCGGGGCCAAAUACAAGACGCGGCCUGGCCUGACAUACCACUUCACUCACACGCACAAGGAGCCGGCGGGAGGGUCGGGCGGGGCUGGCGCGAGUGACGGAGACUCUAGAGACUCCAGGCCUGGCGCCCACACUCCCCCCGCCCACCAAGUGCCCCCCCUCCAACCCGCGACGGAGUACCAAGAUAGCUACGUCACCUUCCUCAAUAACCCUGCUGUUGGCACUGCAGCCAGCCAGCAGGAGACGCCUCCUCGGCGCCCGACCCCGCCACCAGAGGCGGGUGUCCCAGCGCCCCCAGUGCGCCGCGCGUCUCCCCCGCCUCGACCGGCGUCGGCGGACACUUCUAGUUCGGAUUCAGCGCACGUUCCACUGUCUGCGGCCUUGCAUAGUGCUACACCGGCUGCAGCACCCUCGGCGUCUGCUGCGUCAGAGGCUAAGGAGCCCGGGGAGGGUAAAAAGGAUGUGACGCCAUCACCAUACUGCGAUUUCUGUCUCGGCGACGAUAAUGAGAACAAGAAGACGGGCACUCCGGAAAAGUUAGUCAGCUGCGCCGACUGCGGCAGAUCAGGUAAGAGGCGCGGCCGACCUCCGCGCAACGGUCUACCUAAACCUUCGUGCUAUCAUCUUGAGAACCGCGUUUGUGAACGUCAUCGGUACCUCCGAGACAGUAUCAAGCUCAAUGGAGUAGUAGAAAUACACAGUUCCAUGUCCUACUCAGCUGAUGAUUUCGACAACUUCGCUACCCAAACUAAACUCCUCCAUGACGACUACGGUCAGUACCCUGUCUCCCCCCCCUCCCGUCAAAGUCCAACCUACGAAUGUGAUCUCUACGUCACCGGUUCGAAUAAUAUGUAAAAACUCGAGUAUUAUUUGUGUGUUUGUCUGUAAAAAGUUCACUACCCGUGCUCUUUUUGUCGGUCCUACCAAAGAGAAUGUUUGAUUUGAUGGCUAGUUUUAAUUAUUACAUUCCACGUUUCAUACUCUUUUUCGAAUGAAAAGACCUUUGAUGCAUAUUUUAGUAGUUAUAUUGUAAUCGUGUUAGAAUAGUGACAUCACAAUAUAAAUGUCAAAAUCUUUGUCUAAAGUAAAUCUUUUAAAAAUCAUAUCCGAACAUUAUCAAUGAUGAUAUCCAUAUGAUAGAUAAUUCUGUGUCACAUAUCAUUGUGAAUUUUUAAUCUGUGUGUCAGUGUUGCACUAUGUGAUCUUGGUGUUGCCAUUUUAAUAAAACAACACUUGUGACGAUGGAUGCCAAAUGAUGAGAUAUUUUAAAUUGUUGUCUGUUGUAAUGUUUAUACCUUAAUCGUUUUUUUAUUAUUUUUAGUGAGUACAAGUGCCUUAUCAAAAUUUACAUGAUUUCGUAUGUGAUCAUGACCACGCUAGACCGUAGUGUUGCCAGUCGCGUUGUUUUUAUAUUAUCUAUAUUUGUUAUUUUAUCAAAGAUUUAUUACUCAAAGUUUACCAAUAGGUACUUAUUUAAAUAGUUUUAUUAUUAUUUUUAUUUACUACACAGCAAUAAAGAGCAAUAACACAACACAGUCGUUACCUGGCAACACUAAGGACAGUAUAAUUUAGUCAUAGCUUCGCUUGAUGCCAAAUAAUGUUGCCACUCAGAGGUCCAUCUGUGGUGGCACAAAUCGUUCAGAUGUCCUAGCUUUCUAGUCACGCUGCAACAAAGUCACCGCACGCGUCACUCCGUGUCCAAUAUAUCUUGAAACGUGACGUCACAUACGUCAGUUUGACAUCUAAUGUCAUGUGUCAAUGUCAGAUGGAAUAUAGUCUCAUAUUAGCCGAGUUGACCUCUAGGCUUUUGAGUCUCAGUUAUACAGUUCAGGAUAAUAUUGAUCACAGAGUAUAGUUACCCGACUACGCAAGUAUACAUAGCUAUAAUGUGUUUUUUUAUACAUUUUCCUCCUAAUUUAGAAAGAAAGCAUUGUAGACCUCAUUAUAAGAAAUCCUUAGUCAUUUUGUUUGUAUCAAGAGAUAGAUGUGUUCCAUUAUAAAAAUACUGUUAUCAAAUACCUUUUUUUACUAGAUAUUUCUAUGUGUUAAGUUUGCCAACAUACUGUUAUAAGCUCAUAAUUAUACUAAGAUAUUGUCCUUAGUGCUAAAUAUAGUGAAUAUUCUAAAGCGUAGGCGGGUUAUAAACAAUAGCUUAUUAUAAUAUUACAUAGGAGCUUUUACGUGCCUUUUUGAACACCCAUUUUUUUUAAAUCGUAACCCAAAGAUUUUGAUAAUAAUUUUAGUUUAAAAAGAAGACUAACUUCAUGUUGUUAAUGUGUUUUCAGCCUUAUCUUACGUCAUCGUGAACACUUUUUGAAUUUAGAAUUUUAUAGCGGCCAGUUUCAUAAGGCUUUCCGUAUUUGAAUGUUUUCUCUGACCAUAGAGUUUAUCAAUUGAAGUAUCUGCUUUUAUUUAUUUUUUUAAUACACUAAAGUAUGGCAUUGAUCAUAAACUAUCAUUCCUAUAGCUCUAGACAUGUUUUUGUUCUAGUUUUAAGUAAAGUUUUAAUCGAAAUUAGGUUUUAAAUUUUAUUUUAUGCGUAGAUUUAUUCAUUAUUAUUAUAUAUUAUAAUUAUAAUGAUAUAUUGACAAUUUAUUCUUCAUAGUAUAUUUCUAUAGUAGUUAUCAAAUUAUUACUUUAUAGAUUUUUAAUUAGUUGUUGUGGCGAUCGUUUGUAUAACGUUGUUCACUGUUUUUGGAUCUUUUAUUCCUAAUACUUGAUACACAAUGGUGUUUAUUGGCCACUUUAGAAAAUGCUUUAACCAAAAUCAUGAUUGGUUGGUUCAUUUUUGCCGGCUAAUCAGUACGCGGUACGCUCGCGUUUCUAUCUCUUUCAACAUGAAGCAAACUAAACAAAGUCCGGAGGCUGGCUAAAUUGAUAUUCGGCAUUUGAAAUAAAUGAAUAGAGCCUGAAAUUUUGUCAUGCCUCACGAUAAAGUGACUUUCAGAAAACUAUGAACUUUAUUUCAUUACCUUUAAAGUCUAUUUUCAAAUAACGUGGCCACUAUACACCAUUGUGUACAUAAUUGGCUUGAUAAUGGUACCUAUGUACUUAAAAAUUGGUGCCGCUUCGUCUAAAGGUAAGCGUCCACAGGCCCGCAUCGUACGCAUCGCACGCAUCGUACGCAUUCAGUAUGACUUCACCAGUACGCAUCGCAUGUAGGCAUUGCUGAUGAUGCGGUGCGUACGAUGCGGAUCAGUGGACGCAGUUGUAUGAGUCUCUAUACAAGACAAACUAGAAUCCGUUGCGUGCGAUGCGUACGAUGCGGGCCUGUGGACGCGUACCUUAAAGCCCUUUCAUACGAAACGGGCGUGAAGUAGGGACAUAGUAUAAGUUACCGUUUUUAUAAAUAAAUUAUAUAAUUAUAUAUUAUCGUGUCACGUCUGUUAGGUGCCUUAGUCUGUGCAAUUGUAACCUUCUAGAGUUUGUAUUUAUUAUUGUGUCUAUGUCGAGUUUAUACAGGGUGGGGUUUUGAACGAUUUUUUUUUUUUAGUUUUGAGCUUUUGUUUUGAACCUUUUAACCGCUAAGUUAAAUUACAAUUAAUGUGCCUUUAGCAUGCAGCUACAAAGCAACAAAAAAAUCUAUACUUAAUAAGGAGGCGCAAUCGAGUGAAUAGAACGAUAAAAUCAUGCAUGUUGUCUGUCGCAGUAAUACGACAUGAGCGACAGGGACAUGGAAAUAUGGCGGUUAAAGGGUAGUGUUUUAGAUAUUUCGAGUUACCCUUUUUAUAUUUCAUGUCAGAGUUAGUUUUCUUGUGUAUAAAGAUAUAAAGUUUAUUCCAUGGAAUUGUUAGCUUUUGUGUAUAUUUUCUCUAUCUGUAUUUCUUAUCAAUUAAUAAAAUAAAUCGUUUACCCAAUAGAAUAUUCCUUGAACAAAAAAUCUUAUGGAAUUUGCUUAUUCAUACACAGUUAGUAGGUAGCUUAGCUUUUUCACAUUCAAAACACCCUGUAUAAUAGGAAAACAGCCUGUAUAAUAGGAAAACACCCUGUAUAAUAGGAAAACACCCUGUAUAAUAGGGAAAAAAAGCUGUGUUUGACCAUGUCUACAAUAUUUAUAUUUAACUUUAAAACCAAGAAUAUAAUCGAUAUAGUUGAAACAUGAACAUGUUUAGCAAGUUUUUUUAUUAAAAUAAUAGUUAUUAUAAUAAUCACUAUAGAAAAAACAUUAUUACUAUUAUUAUUUAUUAUGUCAAGUUUAUGUGGGAAUUUUAUGUGAGUGUUUAGUGACUGUUAAUGAGUCUUAGUUAUUCUGGUACUUAAAAGUACCAUGUUUAAUAUUAUAGAUGUUUAUUAUGGUACCAAAAUGUUAUAUUUCUCAUAUUUUUUUUCUUUCUCGGCAAUAUCUAUUAAUUUUUAAUGCCUGUAGGGAAGUGCAUAAAUGCGGAUACCCAAAGAUUUAAAAUAAAAAAAAAGAAUUAAUCUUUCCGUUAUGUUGUUUCGUAUAUUUUUUUUUUAUUAUUUUUAGCGUAAGACCGAGAGUUAUAUAAAAAAAUUCAUUGUUUUUUUUCUGAUUAUUUUAUUUUUUUUUGUAAUACAUUGCUCUAUUUUAUCAGAAUUAAAUUGUAUGACGAUUCUAA